AUGAUUCAUUUUUAUUCCUUGCCAGAAACGGAAAGAUCUUGGCCCGCUUUGCCGUUUGCCGCGGAGCUUGGCACAAACGGCUGGAAAAAGUGGCAACCGUUGAAACUAUAUAAACCACAUACUACGACUCUAUCCGUUCCAUCGCAAGCGUAUCGCGUUUCGGUAAACCCUUCCCACAACCCACCACUCAUCAUGUCGCAAAACAUCUACGACAGGCAGGACUUCUUUACCGCCUACUCGGAAAUCAUUGACCGGUCCGGGCACAAGGACCUCGACAAUGACCUCCUCUGGAAGCGUCUGCGCACGCUCCUGCCGUCGUCCGUCGAGGGCUUUCACAUUCUCGACGUCGGCUGCGGCUCCGGCUGGUUCGCGCGGUGGGCCGUCGACCACGGCGCCGCCUCGGUGACGGCUGUCGACAUCUCCCACAACAUGAUCGCCAAGGCCCGUGGCCUCAACGGCGGUGACGGCACCGCCUACGCAACUAAAAUUGACUACCGCAUCGUGGACCUCGACGCCGACCCCGAGGGCCUCGUCCCCCGCGAGGAGGGCACGGCGUACGACCUCGCGUUCAGCGGGCUGACGCUGCACUACCUCGCCAGGCUGGGCGUGCUGGUCGCCAAGGUGCACGCGCUGCUGAAGCCCGGGGCCGUGUUCGCCGUCAACGUCGAGCACCCGGUGUACACGGCGCCGCAGCGGCCGCGCGUGGUCGCCGACGCCGAGACGGGCGAGAAGUCGUGGAACUUUAGCGACUACUACAACGAGGGCGAGCGCGUGGUGGACUGGCUGGCGCCGGGCCUGCGCAAGCAGCAUCGCACGAUGCAGGGCUACCUGGACAUUUUUUUCCAGGCCAGUUUUGACCUGACAGGGCUGAUCGAGAUGCUGCCGACAAAGGAGGAGGUGGAGGCGGGUAGCGUUGGCGAGGACGAGCUGCUGCGGCCGCUGUUUUUGAUGAUGGGGUUGAGAAAACGGGUCUAG
Molecule: messenger RNA, 975 nt
Organism: Akanthomyces muscarius
Lineage: Eukaryota; Fungi; Ascomycota; Sordariomycetes; Hypocreales; Cordycipitaceae
Exons: 1
Coding region: 1-975 (324 amino acids)
Molecular function (GO): S-adenosylmethionine-dependent methyltransferase activity
Source: RefSeq, a predicted model, not a curated record